CUCGCGACGCCCGCGCCUGCACGCUCGCCGCGUCGACGCCGGCUGUCUCUCUACGCUUUAGCGCCGCCUCCUCUCCUCCUCCAGCCGGCAUGGCGCUGUCACUGUUGAAACAGGCGACAGUGCCUCUGCCAUCUCGUAGGCGUUGCUGCCCCAAGCGGCAGUGACCUCUUAGGAGCCAUUGUCGGCGCUGCCUCCUUGCUGCCUAUAUCAAAGCUCCGAAGAGUCGCCGUUGAUGCCGCAAGCUGGCGACGCCGCAGAUGCUAUCAGCCAUACCUCAUGCUGCAAAGCUUGCGGCGAUGCGCCACCGGAGCUUCAAAGGUGCCUCGCCGUAGCAGUAAAUGUGUGUUGACAGUACUGCAUAAGUGAGUCGGCGGAGAUGCAAAGGUGCGCCGCCGUGCGCCACCGGAGCUGCAAAGGUGUGUCGUUGGACCUGCAAGCAGCGAACGCCGGAGCUGCAAAGGUGCGUCGCCGGAGCUACAGGCGGUGACGCCGGAGCUACAAAGGUGAAUCACCGGAGAUAUAAGCGGCGCGCCGGAGCUGCAAACGGUGAACAUCGGAGCUGCAAAGGUGCGUCACUCUAGCUGCAUGCGGCGAACGCCGGAGCUGCAAACAUGCGCCUCCAGAGCUGCAAGCGAUGAACGUCGGAGCUGCAAAGGUGCCUCACCCGAGCUGCAUGCGGCGACCGCCGGAGCUGCAAAGGUGCGUCGCCGGAGAUGCAAGCGGCGGACGCCGGAGCUGCAAGCAGCGACCGCCGGAGCUGCAAAGGUGCAUCGCCGGAGAUGCAAGCGGCGGACGCCGGAGCUGCAAAGGUGGAUCACUUGAGCUGCAUGCGGUGAACGUCGGAGCUGCAAACAUGCGCCGUCAGAGCUGCAAGCAAUGAACGUCGGAGCUGCAAAGGUGCCUCACCCGAGCUGCAUGCGGCGAACACCGGACCUACAAAGCGACGAACAUCAUCAUUGUUGGAGCCACCUCCUUGCUGCAAACCCACCGCGCGGCGCCGCGCGCGGCCCUCCGAAGAUCAUGCGCGGAGGCACACAUGGGCUUCCUGCGCUCGAGGAGACGACGGCCGGACUGUCUCCUUUUUACUCUGCAAUCUGGUGCGGUGCUAGGAUCCACCCACGUGGGAAGAAAGCGACUUGUGCCUCUGUUCUAAUCCAACGGACGCGAGCGCUCCCUUUAGAGUGAUCAGACGGCUACGGAGGCGGAGGUUCGGGGCUUUCAAACCUCCGAAGGAUUAUCAGCGCUCUCCUUUUUUAUAUGCCCUAAUCUUUUUUCCAGAUCUUUUAACCAUGCUUAAAUGCGUUUUUACCUAUAUGCCCCUAUAUCUCCGGAACCAGCCCAAGCCACGACAAGCAACAGCAGCUAGUCAUCACCCAGACAAAAAAGUUACGCAAGAGAGCAGCACGCGAACCAGCGCUUGCGGCGGCGGCGAGAUGGCCUCGGGCAAUCGCACCACCUCCGUCGAGCACGGUUCCCAGAUCCACCCUUCCUCCGGGGACAACGGCGGCGGCGCGUGUGGCACCGGCGGAUUCAGCCUCUCCUCCGAGAACCAGGAGAUCGAGGAGAUGCGCAGGAGGCUGCGGCAGAUGGAGGAGCAGGAGAUACUGCUACCCGCCGCCACCGCCGCCGCGUUCCAUGAAGAUCCAGCUGCAGAGGCAACCGCAUUCGACAAGUCAGAGGUGGAUGCUCGCUCCAUUUAUGUUGGAAAUGUUGACUACACUUGUUUGCCUGAGGAAGUUCAGCAGCAUUUUGAAGAUUGUGGAACUGUCAACAGGGUUACAAUUUUGACAGACAAUUUUGGCCAUCCCAAAGGAUAUGCUUAUGUGGAGUUUCUUGAAGUUGAGGCAGUCCAAAAUGCUCUCCUGCUGAAUGAUACAGAACUACAUGAACGUCGGUUGAAGGUGUGUCCAAAAAGAACUAAUAUUCCAGGAAUGAAUCACCCUAGGGGAAGGCGUUCAUAUGAUCCUUAUUAUCCCUCGUAUCCAACAUAUGGGAGGGUGCCAAGGUUCAGGGGGGCACCCAGGUACUGGCCGUACUGAUUGUGCCAGGUCGCUUUGACUCUUCAGUUUUUUGGUGGCGAAUUUCCAAUGUGCCAUCAUAGAGAAGAUGACUAUCCGCAGCUCCACCAAUGUACAUCCGAUAGAGGCAAAGACUGAAAGACUGUGACUCCUUGUUGUACCUCCGAUCAUGCUAUGAUAGCAUUCUUCUGCCUUAGGAAUGACCAUCUGUUCCAGACUAUCAUGUGAUCAGUCGGUCUGGUGGAUUUUAUACCAUUUCAUUUAGCCAUUAAUGAGUUCUAAAACAGAAUUGUUGGUGAAGUCAUGUAUGUACUCUGCUUGCCCUGAUGAGUUCUAAGCAGUCGGAUUUGAAGUUUGUAGCGAAGCACCUGCAACAAUGGUCAAUAUACAUUAGUUGGUUCGCUUUUUCU
Molecule: messenger RNA, 2428 nt
Organism: Lolium perenne
Lineage: Eukaryota; Viridiplantae; Streptophyta; Magnoliopsida; Poales; Poaceae
Product: polyadenylate-binding protein 1-like
Molecular function (GO): poly(A) binding
Source: RefSeq, a predicted model, not a curated record